AUGGCGAGUACCAUGGAUGGGUUCACACGCACGUGGAGAUGCAUGGAUCGCUUGAACGUGGAAGACGAGCUCGUUCAGGACCUUACCGAUCCAAACUUCGUUUUGAGAAAUGUCGACCUGGCGUUUUCCUGCUGUGGCCAAACCCCUGCAGUUGAGGAGGGCUACCUCCGACGGAAGGAAGUGCAGAGGCUGAUUUGUUCGCAGUGCCUGUUUGUGGCGGGGUUCCUUCCUCCCAUGUUCAAGCAAAUGGCCGGUAUCGACAAGAAGUCCAAAAGGAUGGCUGUCGGCGGCCCGCUGAUCGGAAUCGUCGGGGCGGGUGGUCAACUAGGAUCGGCCAUAGUCCAGACAUUUCUUGACUACGGCUGGAAGCCUUUCCGUUUGGCCGUGUCUGGCAGGGGCCAGAAAAAACUCCGCAAGUUUGAGGCGCUAGGUGUCGGUGUGUUUGAAGACGUGUCGCUGCUAGUCCGUGCGGUGCGGUUGGUCAUAGUGGCCGUUGGGCCCCAGCACGCUAGACAAGUCGGCUCGACGCUCGGAGAAAAUGGUACGGCAUCAGCUUUGGUCAUGAGCACCCUGGCGGGCAUCAGCGAGGGAAGCCUAAAGCGAGUCUUGGGAACGGAGAACUUAAUUCAGGCCAGGGUGGACAUCGCUCGGCUUGACGUCAUGGAAACGAUGGGUAAUAAGGGUCUGCCCGCAGCCGGCCCAACGUCUAGGGUAGGACAGGCAGAGCGCUCAAACGGCAUCAAGGACCAAUGUGACGGGGAUGCUAUGAAGGGGGAUUCCGACGACUGGGGAUGUGGUGACAUCGCAACGUGGCGGGCGGUGCACGAGAGGGCAUCGUGGCACUUCACACCUGACGCCCGGGCGGUCGGGAAAAUUAUCGAAACGAUAGAAUCUUUCUACGUCGAGCAGGGUCUUGAACCUGUCCAGGCGCGCCAAGCAUGCCGAGAUUGGUUGCUACCUUCGGUCGAACCGGCGGCGCUCGGGACUAGGAGUCACCAGCGGGCAAACCUGCCGCGAACUCUCUCAUCUCCCGUUCAGCCACACCCGCUGCACCCGAACCUACAGAUGAAGGAAGACGGAGACAAGCCAGGCUGCGAACGAUGGACGCCGCGAUCGUAUUGGCCACCUCCAGAUCUGGUCCUCAUGGAGGAUGUCUACGAGCAGAUGCUACGUGUCCCAUAUGGCGAUGCCGUUCGGGAAAGUGGCUACCAGAGUGGACUGUGA
Ectocarpus siliculosus is the source of this 1224-nucleotide messenger RNA. The record is from the annotation of a GenBank genome assembly. NCBI's taxonomy places the organism in Eukaryota, Phaeophyceae, Ectocarpales, Ectocarpaceae.